GCGGAUGACGCAGCAACAGCAGCGAAGAAGAAGGCAGAGGACGCCGAGUAGGCACGUCUGCUGGCAAUUGAACAACAGCGCCAGCACAACGAGGCAGCAGCAAAGGCUGCUGAUGAAGAAGGAGUUCAACGGCGGGAAAAGAUAUUUAGCGGAGAGCAAACUUUGCUCACAAUGGCAUCGGAUUGGCGGGCCGAGGCCGAGAAUGGCAAGAUGGAGGAUAGCGAAAACAAAAUCGCUCUACUCCUCUCCCAUCUCACAGACCUCCUGGCAACAUGCAUUACACAGCAGGAGGACAUCCACAGCCUCGACGACGUGCUAACUCAAGUCUGCGGCAGCCUCCGGCAGCUGGAGCAGCGACCUGUCGCCGCCCCCGAUGCCAGCUCUUCCAACACCUCCGAUCGCCUCCAAGCAUUGGAGAUGGACGUCGGCUCCCUCAAGGAGGACGUGCAGUUACAGCAGACCGCAACUGGCCUGCCCGUCGAAAGGCAAGGGCAAAUCGGGAAACUGAGCACCGCCGGGAGUGACUCGGCGACACUCUCGACGCCUUCGGAACCGGUCACUUUGCGGGUGACCGCCCUUUGUUCCAAGGCACAUGUGGAAGUCGAUAGUCCUCUUCUCUAUUCUUUUGAGGACUAUGCUGCCCGGCUCGUUCCUACGCUGGGUACUCAAGCUCAAGGACAAGACGUGUGUGCGGCAUCUUCUCCGUCCGGCAGCCGCGACUUAUCGUCUUUAAGUGGUUCUUCACGGGAUUCGGCGCGCGAGUUCAACAUAGAGGUAUUGGACCCGCUCACGUCCGAGGACUUUGCAUGGCUUCCUCUCCCGACCACGGGCCGCCUGUCGGGGCCGCAAUGUGCAGCACUAUGCACUCAUCUCCACACGUACUUAUCCUUCUAUGCACCACCAACUUCGCCGACGGAUGACGAAGUCGCGAUGGGGGACAUCCUUGCGUAUGUUACCAGGGUGGCCCGCGAGUUUCGCACGCAGCGGUACGAUGACAACAACGCACCACUCAUGUAUGUCCGCAUCCAGGUUGGGCAAGCGUUCUGCAGCGCUUUGCUGGAUAGCGGCGCGUCUCGCAAUUUCAUGAGCCAAACCUUUAUGCAAAGGUCUGGCCUUGGCGCACAAGUUCGGAGGAAGGCAAACCCGACGACGAUCAAGUUGGCGGAUGGAAAGACACAGCACCUCCUCGACCGUUACAUCGAAGUCGUACCAGUGUAUUUUGCACCUCAUGCAAGCGAACCGGUGACGUUCGACAUUUUGGACACGGACUUCGACAUCAUUCUGGGAAUGCCUUGGCUUGCAAGUGCGGAUCACACGGUCAACUUCCACCGGCGGACUCUUAGCGUUCGCGACGCUUUCGGCGUCGAAGUGCCAUGUACUAUUCCUCUUUCACACCCUUCGAUUCGGUGCCAGGUGGUGACGGCCAAAUCAUUCUGGGCGACUUGCGCUUACGAGCAGCCCGAGGAAAUCGACCUAUGUUUCCUACGGACCAUCGCGGUAGCCGACUCUUCACCCACAGACUUGUCUUCGGACUCCCGGGUGGUGCGGUUGCUGGACGAGUUCGCCGACAUCUUCGAGUCACCUACCGGUGUGGUGCCGGAUCAGCCGAUCUCUCACGAGAUCAUUCUUGAGGCCGGUGUCGUGCCACCGAAAGGUUGCAUCUAUCUGAUGAGCGAGGAGGAGUUUGAGGUCCUCCACGCACAACUCGAUGAUUUGUUGGCCAAGGGCUGGAUCCGCCCUAGUAGCUCCCCAAAUGGAGCACCAGUUCUCUUCGUCCGGAAGAAGAACAAGGAUCUACGACAGUGUAUCGACGACCGCAUGCUCAACGUGCAAACCGUCAAGAAUGCGGGGCCUCUUCCUCGCAUUGACGAUCUUCUUGAGCGAUUGGGCGGCGUGAAGUAUUUUUCUAAGUUGGAUUUGAAGUCGGGAUAUCAUCAAAUCUCAAUCCAACCGAACGAUCGCUACAAAUCCGCGUUCAAGACACGGUACGGGCAUUUUGCGUGGGUGGUCAUGCCUUUUGGCCUCACCAACGCCCCGACGACCUUUCAAGCGACAAUGACUCAUGAGUUCCAUGCAAUGCUGGACCGGUUCGUGUUGUUCUACUUAGACGAUAUUCUCGUCUGUAGCCGGACACUGGAGGAUCAUCUUGGGCAUCUUCGAUAAGUGUUGGAGAUGCUCCGCCGCGCCAAGUACAAGACCAACCGC
Molecule: messenger RNA, 2205 nt
Organism: Chara braunii
Lineage: Eukaryota; Viridiplantae; Streptophyta; Charophyceae; Charales; Characeae
Source: the annotation of a GenBank genome assembly